AGAUUUUUUCUCUCUCUCAUAUUCGCUAUCGCUAUAACGUUGUUUGUUCACAAAACCAAAACAAAAAAACCUCGUUCGCUUCAAAAACCCAACACACUCACAGAAAAACAAGAGAUAAACAAAAACCCUAAAAUCGUUCUUUUCUUCACAAAUUCAACUAUUGUUAAGAUUGUUGACUGUUACUGUUGAUUUACUUGGAAAUUGAAAGAUGGGUGCUCCUGCUUAUGAUCAAUGUUUUAAUGUUUCUCUUGCGCCAUUGGAAUUAUCGAAAAAGAGGAAAACUAGGAGUAGAGGAAAAGGAACUAAAUCUGUGGCUGAGACUCUAGCAAAAUGGAAGGAAUACAAUGAGAAGCUUUAUGCUGGUAAAGAUGAUGGUAAACCAAAGCGUAAAGCACCGGCUAAAGGUUCAAAGAAAGGGUGUAUGAAAGGUAAAGGAGGACCUCAAAACUCGGAGAAUAAGUAUCGAGGUGUUAGACAGAGGACUUGGGGGAAAUGGGUUGCUGAGAUUAGGGAACCAAAUAGAGGAAGUAGACUUUGGUUAGGUACUUUUCCGACGGCUCAAGAAGCUGCUCUUGCUUAUGAUUAUGCUGCUAGAGCCAUGUAUGGUCCUUCUGCGCGACUUAACUUUCCUGAUAUCUCAGAUUAUAGAUCUAUUCAGGAAUAUUUGAAGGAUUCUUCAGCAGCAGCUGCUAGCUGUUGUUCUUCGGUGGCAACAACGCCUGCGACAUCUGAGACAACAACUGUGUCUAGUCAUUCUGAGGUUUGUGCUAUUGAGGAUGUUAAGGAGAUACCUAGGAUACCUGUUCAUAUGAACAACACUGUUGAUGUUUGUUAUAAAGGUUAUGAAGCCACAUCUCCAACUAGUAGAAUGAAGCAAGAGCCAAUGGAUGAGCCUGAUGAUAUCAUAGACCUUGGUGGUGGUGAAAUCCAAGAUGCAAAUUCAGAAGGAACACAAACUCUAACACAACCACAAACACAUGAUGCUGUGCUGGUUGGAGAGGGUGUGUGUAAUGACCAGAUGGAUUUUUCAUGGAUGGAUAACUUUGACUUCGAUGAUGAUUACUUGAAGAGUUUUUCAGUGGAUGAGUUCUUUCAUGUGGAUGAUUUCUUUGAGGUGGAUGAGCUUUUGGGGCAACUAGAUAAUAAUCCGAUUGAUGAUUCUGGGGUGAUGCAAAGUUUGGAUUUUGGACAAGUGGGUUUACCUGAAGAAAGUAAUCCUCAGGUUGGGACUACUUCAAGCUUCUUUUAUGAAUUGGAAAAUCCAGAUGCUAAGCUGUUGGGGAGUUUGCCUCAUAUGGAACGCACAGCAUCAGGUGUCGAUUAUGGAUUACCUCUGAACUUCAAUGGCGGUGGAGAAGAUACACCGUUUCUGGAUUUGGAUUAUGAUUUAAAUCACGAUUCAAGAGGAAUGCAGGGAAGGAAGAAUGAUUAGGGAAGACUUUGUGCACAAGUUUGCUUCACAAGUAUCAACUGGCUUGGUUUCUUCAAAAAAAAGUAUCAACUGGCUUGGACAUCCUGCUCAUGGCUUGUCCCUUGGAUUUGUUUUCCUUUUAGCUUAUAGAUGCAUAAAAAAUAAAAUAGGAAAUAAGCUACUUUCUUCUUUUUGAUAUGCUAAUUCCCUAUAGGGUUUUUAAAAUGGGGAAUUUAGCUGACAAUAUUCGUUUAUUUUUUUGUUUAGUUUGUUUACUGGGUUUAAUUAUGACUGCCUUAUAACCCAUGUACAGUACUUUCUAGGUCUAAUACAGCGUCUUGAGCACUGAUUUUGACAUUAGGUUUUCAUGUUAUAUGUAAAAUGGACAAGUAGUUUUUUCAUGUUGCUACUCUUGUACAGUACUUUGUUUUUCAUGUUAUAUGUAAAUGCACAAGUAGUUUUUUCA
Molecule: messenger RNA, 1877 nt
Organism: Medicago truncatula (barrel medic)
Lineage: Eukaryota; Viridiplantae; Streptophyta; Magnoliopsida; Fabales; Fabaceae
Product: dehydration-responsive element-binding protein 2A
Exons: 2
Coding region: 209-1432 (407 amino acids)
Biological process (GO): response to stress; positive regulation of DNA-templated transcription
Cellular component (GO): nucleus
Molecular function (GO): transcription cis-regulatory region binding; DNA-binding transcription factor activity
Source: RefSeq, a predicted model, not a curated record